Molecule: messenger RNA, 3246 nt
Organism: Portunus trituberculatus (swimming crab)
Lineage: Eukaryota; Metazoa; Arthropoda; Malacostraca; Decapoda; Portunidae
Gene: red
Product: lysM and putative peptidoglycan-binding domain-containing protein 2-like
Exons: 4
Coding region: 42-731 (229 amino acids)
Source: RefSeq, a predicted model, not a curated record
CCUUACCUCCCCGUCCCCCUCACCCUCGUCACAACACUGGGAUGGCGGCCAGCAGUGAGGAGAAAGGGCUGCUCGGGGCGGCCACCAGACCUCAUAGACGAUACGGGAGUACUGCAGUCAACAUGAAGAAGCCGGAGAACGUGAUCAAGCACCGUGUCUCGAAGCAAGACACUAUACAAGGCAUCGCCCUUAGAUAUGGUGUUACGGUGGAGACAAUUAAGCAGCACAACAAAUUAUGGACAGUGGAAGCAAUGUUUCUUCACGACUUCCUGGAGGUGCCUGUCAGUCGAGAUAUGUAUGAAGUGGUCACUAGUUCCUGCAACUCCUCAUCAAAUCACAUAGAUGCCUCUGACAGCUCUGAGGUGAGCUGUUCUCCCAGCAGCACACCUAAGGUAUGCCACUCACCAUCCACUUCCAGUGGCCUUCUUGACUGCUCAGAAACAAGUCCUAAUGACUUUCUCUCCAAGAUAGAUUCAAAUAUUGCACUUAUGAAGUCCAAUAUUGAAAGAAUGGAGACUCAUGCAUAUCCUAUGGUUGACAGAAUGGAGGUGGAUGACUCACGGUGUAACAACAGUGGACAGCGUUGUAACUCCACAGGGCGGGAAAACCUGUAUCAGAAUGGCUGGCAUGACCCCAUGGCCACACCGCACACCAUCGUUAACCCAGGACGCACCAUAACAAUGUCUCUCAAAAGAUUACUACGUGAACAUGAGGAGCUUUAUGAGUUAUAGCAAUAUCAUACCUGACGCUAAUUUAUAAGGUCACCUACAUGGACACAAAUAUGUAAGUAUGAGAAGUUCAACAUGCUUGAGGAAAGUUAUUUCUGUAAAGUUCAUUUAAGGGAUAGUUUUUGUAUCACUAUUUAUUUGAGGUAGAAAUUUUUCAGCAUGAGUUGUAAGGUUUACAGCAGUGUGACAUGUUUGCCAAAGUGUUGUAUAUGGGACUUGUCCUUUUAUGAAUGAUUGUGUUGUAAGGGACCCAGUACAGUGCAUGUCUUUCACCUAUUACAUGAAGCACUUGUGUUGCUUUGUAACAGUAUUUGGGAGUUAUAGAAAACCAAAAGUGUGUUUUUUUUUCUUAUUGACUGUAUAGUAGAAAUAUGCAAAACUCUAAGUAAGGAAGUCUUUAUGCCUUAUUCUGUAUUUAUUUUAAGGGGAUGGAUUUCAAUAUAGGUCAUGUUGUAUUAGUUUGUGAACAGUUAUUUCUUAUUUAGCUGCCGAUCUUGUGAACUACUGUAUAUUCUUGAUAUCUUCUCAAAACAUAUUUUUAAUGAUGAACAUAUUACAAAUCUCAAAGAUGUAUGAGGUUAGGGCAGUGAUACAGGAUCAGAUUAUGUACCUAUAUAAUGUUAAUGUACAGUAUGUGAAAUGUAUAUGGGACUAACAUGUAUUUAUGCUUUGUGUUAUACGUUCUAAAGAAAUUGGUUUCCUGAACAUAGAAGUAAAAUGAAUAUAGUAAAUAUAAUAUAUAUUUUGUUGCUGCUAUUAAUAUUAUUACAUAUUAUUAUUAUUAUUAUUAUUAUUAUUAUUAUUAUUAUUAUUAUUAUUAUUAUUAGGUAUUUAUCUUCUUUCAUAUCACAUUCCAUUAGAUAAGAGUAGUAACCUUUAAAGUGCUGUGUUGCAAUAGAGUUGUGUGCAACAUAGCUAUUUUUAUAGGGUUUUGGAGAUUAUUUGCUCUAACUUUAAACUAGUUUGCUGGUGUGUAAUUUUAGAAGAGUUUAAGAUGCACAACUAUUAAUGUUAUUGUUAUUAUUAUUAUUAUUAUUAUUAUUAUUAUUAUUAUUAUUAUUAUUAUUAUUAUUAUUAUUAUUAUUUCUAUUGUCAUUAUUAUUUUCAUUGUUACUAUCAGUGUCAUCAUCUUACAAAGAGCAAUACAGAGGAGGGGAGGAGCUUUUCCCUUACACUCUCCUCUUCUGUUCCCUCUUGUGACCUACAGAACAUGCAGAGGACACGCUCUCUGCACCCUUUGCCACGGGGCACAGGGUCUCUUUCAUUAUCCAGCCAGGCCAACAGUACCAUGUAGCUGUAGUUCACAUUGUGGUGGGUGACAUCACAACAUCUCUAUGGCUAAAGGCUCAGAAGAUAAGAUGGAUGUUGUUUUAGUGUUAGGGAAUGUAUCAGUGUGUGUGUGUGUGUGUGUGUGUGUGUGUGUGUGUGUGUGUGUGUGUGUGUGUGUGUGUGUGUGUCCUGAGAGACUAGAAAUUAUCUUUGCCACUUCCUGUAGGGUAAACAGGGUGAAGUAUGAAGAAAUGUUGCUAUUAUUAUUAUUAUUAUUAUUAUUAUUAUUAUUAUUAUUAUUAUUUAUUAUUACUUUGUAUUGGUAUGAAGCCCAGUUACAUGUUUAAUGGCUGUAUUGAAGGAAGAUUGCCUUUGUAUUUCUCAUAUUGUGCAAGGUGACUGCAAGUGAUAGAUGUGAAGAGACUGAUACCAUCCUUCUCUUUGUAUUGUAAUAAGGCAUGACGUCUUGUACACUCCUCUUCAAGAUAAAUCUGACCAUGGUAUAGACAGAUGAUUAAUUAUUAUUAUUGUUAUUAUUAUUAUUAUUAUUAUUAUUAUUAUUAUUAUUAUUAUUAUUAUUAUUAUUAUUAUUGGUUUUAUUGUUACUCUUGUUGAAGGGGAUGUCAGACUGGUAUAUAGAUAUAGAUAAUUGUAUUUAUUAUUAUUAUUAUUAUUAUUAUUAUUAUUAUUAUUAUUAUUAUUAUCAUUAUUAUUAUUAUUAUUAUUAUUAUUAUUAUUAUUAUUAUUAUUAUUAUUGGUUUUAUUGUUACUCUUGUUACAGGGGAUGUCAGACUGGUAUCUAGAUAUAAAUAAUUGUAUUUAUUAUUGUUAUUACUAGUAUUUUUAUUAUUAUUAUUAUUAUUACUAUUAUUAUUAUUAUUAUUAUCAUUAUCAUUAUCAUUAUCAUUAUCAUUAUUAUUAUUAUUACUGAAAUUACCUCUUCACUUUGUGAUUAUACAUUUUGUACUGUUAUUAUUUUUAUUGCCGUUUAUUGUGCUUGGUUACUCUUAAGUUCCAAUGCAUAAUACUAUUUUGCCGUGCAGUUCACUUCUUUGAGUUUGUAGCACACAUUUGCAGUCUUUGCAUCUUCAACCAAGGUUUAUUACUUUCACUUAAUGAGUUUUUUUUAUAUAAUGCUUCUAGGAAUACAUAUUUAUUUGAGAAGUCUUGCCAUAAUCAAUUAGAUACUCGUAUUAUUAUUUAUACAUUGUAUAAUGUUAAGUGCGAAAAACAACAUAUCCUUCAAGUA